AUGUCUUCUCGACUAUCCUCAGAGGAUCUCGCAAACAUGGAAUCCAUGCAACCAGAGAAUUUCCAGAUUUUCUCGCUGAACGACGAACGCAAAACCGUCGGAGGAAAAUCCCUCACUGCCCUUGCUGACAUGGCUUUGAGUCACAACAACUCGGCUGACGCUGCGAGUCUCCAUGCCCAGUUCCCGGAUGACGCCCUCAGCAACGAGUUUCACAACAACUCGCCCUCUCCAACCGGUGAACCGGUGCCGGAGCCUGUGGACCCCAACCUGCCUGAGCAUCUCAGGCCGUCAGUUCCCCCAGCCCCGGUCCAACCCCCCAAGACAAACUAUGUGCAAGUCGCAAGGGGUUUGAGGGCGGCUUCGGAAGCCCCCCAGGCUACCCCCAACCAGGAGCAGCUGCAAUUCAUCUUGCAGCAAUCAGAGUGGUUCCAGCAGAUGGUUGCCAUGGCAGCAAACCAACAGUUGGCCCAGACCAUGUCUGGACUGAGCAACAUCCCAGGCAACAACAUGUUUGUCGCACCACAACCACUUCGCGCUUUCGCGCAAGUUGUCCCGGCGACAGACGUUCCUACCACCUCGGUCGAAGCAUCAUCGUCUACCUCCAAGACGAACAAGAAGAGGGCCCCUGAAGCUGCAGAUCAGAAGCAGGACAACAAGAAGCAACGUGUUGCCAACCCCCACCCUGAGCUGAAGCUUAGCUUCCGCAUCGUUUGGAGCCGAUUUGAUUUCAACAUCGUCAAGCUUCGUGAUUGGAUUCAAAAGCAUGCCAACAACUCCGCCAAGACCGCCGAAAAGAAGGCUGAGACUCUUGAGAACAAGAAGGAACAACUGGAGACACUCAAGAGGGAGAUCGAAAUCCUUGAGGAAUCGACCAACGCUGCCAUCAAGAAGGCUGAGAGCCUGAACAACGACUUGGAAGAGACGAACAGCAUCAUCAACCGUCUUCCCGGCAAGAGGGACUCCGCCAAGUCAGGCCAGGCUUCCAAGGCUUCCAAGAAGAAGUAG
Molecule: messenger RNA, 1005 nt
Organism: Guillardia theta CCMP2712
Lineage: Eukaryota; Cryptophyceae; Pyrenomonadales; Geminigeraceae
Exons: 1
Coding region: 1-1005 (334 amino acids)
Source: RefSeq, a predicted model, not a curated record